AUGUGCUGCGAUAGGAAAAGCAAAGAUGAUUUUGGUCUUAAAGAUGUUUCAGUAUGCACAAACAUCAGUAUCAGAUAUCCACCGUCGGAGCUUUCGAUGUCCGUAAACAAAAUACAUGAAUAUAGUAACAAUAUGUCUGUCUGUUUCUUAAAUAUGUCUUGUGAAAUGGAUGUAUCAAAUCCGCCUUGCAUAAUUGAAUGGUCAAGCGACAACGAUAAUUUGAGAUAUGUUUAUAGGAACGAUUGGACUAAUGGACAAAAUGGGAGUUCCCGUUUUAUUUCCAACGUGCGUUACAAUGUUACUGCAGACAUGCCUGGGGGAACUAUUACAUGCUCAACAAGAUGCGGUCAUUUCCCUUCUGUUUCAGACAAAAGCUAUACCGUGUCGUUUUCUGAUGUUCCGAUUCUGUAUUUGAACAUAACGUCUCCUGUUGCUUUACAUCCAAAUAUUACAGUGGUCGUUAAAUGUUUCGUGGUUGACCUGAAUAAUUCAGAGCAAUGGACUCUUUGGUGGGAAGAUGCAAAUAAAACUGUAAUACAGAAUUGUAUCAAAGUAGAGCAAUGCCUGUUAACAUUGAAUUAUACAGGUGAUGGUGAUAAGAGGUACAUUUGCAACACUCGGAAAUCAAAUGAGCUUCUGAGAAAUUCCUUGACAGUUUCAAGCUCAAGGACAGAUGAAGCAACAACCAACCCUGCAAAAUUUGUAACCCAACAGUGGCAUUUGGUGCUUUACGCGGUAGCUGGAAUACUUCUAGUUUUACUUGUAACCACAUUUUCCGUGCUUCUCUUUCGUCGGUGCAAACCUCGUUGUAAUUGUUUAGAUUGAAAAGUGUUAACUUUUGAAAUCGGUACAAAAUAUUCUGUGGUUAUUGUUCACAAUCAAA
Molecule: messenger RNA, 883 nt
Organism: Mya arenaria
Lineage: Eukaryota; Metazoa; Mollusca; Bivalvia; Myida; Myidae
Exons: 4
Coding region: 1-825 (274 amino acids)
Source: RefSeq, a predicted model, not a curated record